AUGUCUACAAUACUUUCACGUGGCAAAACAGACUCGGCCAGUUCGCGGCAUGUGGCCAGCAGCGGUGGCAUGCAGCAGCAGCGCAAAACACCAGCGCCGGCAGCACUCGAGGAUUUCAUCAUUCGACGCGACUAUACGGGCGCCAGGGCCUUUCUGGAGUACGCCAAUGAUGAGCAGGAGGAGGAGGAACGGAGCGAGGAGGCUGCCCAGCAGCGGGAACAGCAGCAGCGUCAAAUCGAUCAGUGGAUUGCUUAUUGCAAUUUUCAUUUGGGUGACUAUCAGCAGGCGCUAACUCAAUACCAGGCCAUCAAGGAUUCACAGCUGGCCGUCAAUGUGGCCGUCUGCAUGUUCUAUCUGGGUCUCUAUGAGGAGGCACAGCAGCUGAUGGAGGACACGCCGAAUACGCCACUCAAACAGCGUCUAUUGUUCCAUCUGGCCCACAAGCUGGGCGAUGAUCAGCAGUGGGCAGAUCUGCUGGAUACGCUGCUCAGCACGCCAAGUGUGGAGCAGCAAUUAAGCUUGGCCUCGAUGCACUAUAUGCGUGCCCAUUACCAGGAGGCAAUCGAUGUGUACAAGCGCGUCCUGGUCGACAACAAGGACUAUCUGGCCAUCAAUGUGUACUUGGCAUUAUGCUUCUACAAGCUGGACUACUAUGACAUGUCGCAGGAGGUGCUCGAUGUUUAUCUGGGCCAGCAUGGCGAUAGCACCAUUGCCAUCAAUCUGAAGGCCUGCAAUCGCUUUCGUCUGUUCAGUGGCCGCGUCGCCGAGCAGGAGAUCAAAAACAUCGCCGACAAUGGGACAUUUGGUGCAGACUUGAUACGCCAUAAUUUGGUCGUGUUUCGCAAUGGUGAAGGUGCUCUGAGGGUGCUGCCGGGCCUGAUCAAUAUUGUGCCCGAGGCACGUCUCAAUCUGGCCAUCUACUAUCUGAAGCAGGGCGAUGUUCAGGAGGCGCACGCCCUAAUGAAGCAACUGCAGCCCACAUCGCCACAUGAGUACAUACUGAAGGGUGUGGUGCAUGCGGCACUUGGACAGCAACUGGGAUCGAAGGAGCACAUCAAGACGGCGCAACAGAAUCUUCAUUUAGUGGGUAGCUCGGCUACCGAAUGCGAUACAAUACCGGGCAGACAGAGUAUGGCAUCGGCCUUCUUUCUGUACGAGCAGUUUGAGGAGGUGCUCGUGUAUAUGAACUCGAUACGCAGCUAUUUUGUGAACGAUGAUGUGUUCAAUUAUAAUUUUGCUCAGGCCAAGUGUGCUACGGGCUAUUACAAGGAGGCCGAGGAGCUGCUGAUCCAGAUCAGCGAUAUGGAUAUUAAGAAUCAGCACACCUACUGCAUGAUCCUGGCCAAGUGUCACAUACACUGCGGUCAUCCAGAGUUGGCAUGGAAUGUGUUCAUCACCAGGGACACGAACGCGGAGGCAUUUCUCCUGCUCCAGCUAAUUGCGAACGAGUGCUACAAGUGUGAGGAAUUUUGGGUGGCAGCCAAGGCAUUCGAUAUGCUCGAAAAACUCGAUCCCAGUCCGGAGAAUUGGGAGGGCAAACGUGGCGCUUGUGCGGGCGUUCUGUAUGCCAUGGUGACCAAGGCACAUCGUGGUCGUCCAGGAAGUGGCAUCUCUGAUGUGAUUGGACUACUGCGUGAAUCCUCAAAUUCUCAAGCAGAUGCCAUGAUCAAGACAAUUCGCAAACACAUCAGUAGUUUUAAGUAAUAUAAAAAAAGUUAAACAAGCAUUUUUAUGUAAUAUGAUAUAACCUGAAAUAUUCAUAAUCCAACUUCUUGCUGAAGGGAUUGAUUCAGCCCUUGAGCAUGAAAAUUGAAGAUCAGAAAUCUAAAUAUCAUAUAACGACAAAAAUAUUCGCAAGUAAUUGUCUUUGUUAUUGAAUGGAUAAAAUAAAAUAAAUAAA
Molecule: messenger RNA, 1900 nt
Organism: Drosophila grimshawi
Lineage: Eukaryota; Metazoa; Arthropoda; Insecta; Diptera; Drosophilidae
Gene: Ttc26
Product: intraflagellar transport protein 56
Exons: 5
Coding region: 1-1704 (567 amino acids)
Biological process (GO): intraciliary anterograde transport; intraciliary transport involved in cilium assembly
Cellular component (GO): ciliary base; intraciliary transport particle B; ciliary basal body
Molecular function (GO): protein binding; intraciliary transport particle B binding
Source: RefSeq, a predicted model, not a curated record